AUGAAGGCAGUGCACGUGUGUGUGGUUUGUGUUGGGCUUUGCCUGAGUGUGUUUGUAUGCGUGACUGGAAGUGUGUCACAGAAAGACUCCAGCUCUAUUUCAAAGGACAAGGAUGUCUUAAUACUUCAGAAAAGCAACUUCCAAAAAGCUCUCAAACGGCACAAGCAACUACUCGUACACUUCUAUGAACCACUCUCUAGAGAAUCAGUGGGAUCCAUCCUGGAGUUCAGUAAAGCUGCCAGUGAAUUACAGAGAGAGAACUCUCCCAUCAGGCUGGGCAGCGUGGACAUGUCCAAGGAGAAAGAGCUGGUGAGAGAGCUAAACGUCACCACUGUCCCUUCUCUACGCCUCUACCUGUCUGGAGACACGUCCAACCCCAUCUACUGCCCUGUUCUGAAGAGCUCCGUUGCUAUCCUGACAUGGCUGAGGAGAAGGGAGGGACCUAGCGCUGACAUCAUCACUGAUCUGAGCCAAUUAGAGAGCUAUACCAAAACACAUGAGACUGUUGUUCUAGGACUGUUCAAGGACAUUGAACAGGGCAUGGUGAAUGUGUUUUAUUCAGCAGCAGUUGACCUUCCUGACCUGCCCUUUGGGGUGACAGGAAGUAGUGAUGUCUUCAACAAGUAUGACAUCACCAGUGACACAGUUCUGCUUUUCCGCAUGUCAAAACUGGAAGAGAAGUUUGAGAUGUCAAGUGAUACGAUGAAAGAGGAUCUCAUGCAUUUCAUCAGAGUCAAUGAGAUGGCACUCGUCACUGAGUACAAUGGCAUGACUGCAUCUCAGAUCCUGAACUCUGUGCUGUUAAAUCAUUUGAUUCUGUUCAUCAAUAAGACAGAGGAGAGCUUUCCAGAGACAUACCGUGCCUUUGAAAUUGCUGCAAAACACUUCAGAGGACAGGUACUUUUCGUGCUGAUUGACGUAAGUGAAAUUCGGAAUGGGCGAAUCCUGGAAUAUUUCCGGAUACAUGCAGUGGAAGCACCAACGGUCCGUAUGGUAAACUUAACACACAAUGUUCAGUACCAGCUGCCCUCUGACCUCAUCAACACACACACUCUCCAAGAGUUCUGUCAGAGCUAUCUACAGGGAACAGCCAAGCCAAAGUUACAGAGCGAGCCAGUUCCUGCUGACUGGGAUAAACAGCCAGUGAAGGAACUGGUGGGGACAACAUUUGAGAGAGUUGUCUUCAACGAUAACAAUAAUGUGCUAGUUCUCUUCUAUGCCCCGUGGAACACUGAAAGUCAAAUGUUGUUUCCUCUGUGGGAGGAGCUUGCUGAGACCUUCGGUAACCAUGACAACACAGUGGUAGCCAAGAUUGAUAUAACCGCUAACGACGUAAACGUCCACCUGCCGGAGCGAUAUCCUUCAAUCCAACUCUUCCCUGCAGUAUACGCUGAGAGGAUGGUGCCAUAUUCAGGAAAGAGAACAUUAGAUGCUCUAGUUGAGUUUGUGAAUAUGCAUAUUGAGAAGGCCAUCAAAGACAAAGCCAAGGAGGAAGAAGAGAGGAAGAAAUUCCUGGAAGCACAAAAAGCUUUUGCCAAAGAAGAACUAUAA
Molecule: messenger RNA, 1551 nt
Organism: Chanos chanos (milkfish)
Lineage: Eukaryota; Metazoa; Chordata; Actinopteri; Gonorynchiformes; Chanidae
Product: protein disulfide-isomerase
Exons: 11
Coding region: 1-1551 (516 amino acids)
Biological process (GO): response to endoplasmic reticulum stress; protein folding
Cellular component (GO): endoplasmic reticulum
Source: RefSeq, a predicted model, not a curated record